CACGUGUUCUGAGUGUGUAAUGGUUAACCCGGUCUUAGUGGGAAUGUCCUGAACCGGUUUUUAAACAAAUAAAUACAUAAAUCAAAUUAAAAUAUCAUAGGGGAUACUGUCUCUAUUAUCUAGUGUGUAUAUAGGUAGCCAACUGGCUGUGUGAACUUCGUCCAGGUGAAAAUCCCAAAACAGUCAGGUAGGCAGACCGAUGCCUAGACAGCCCGCUGCACCGUGGCGAGCAAAGCCGCCGAUUACACUUUUUUGUCCGUGAUCUUUAGCCUUGUUAGCCACGCGGCUAACGGGGCCCUACAGCUUGGGAUGGACGCAUCGCUCUCCUUCCUGCGUAGUUAGCUGGCUAAAAUCUGCGCUCUUAUGCGAAUGUGAGUUUGCAGGGAGUUUGAGCACAUGCGUUCACUGGUAGCCUGCUAGCCAGCUAUCUUAGCUGUAUGAAGGAAUGUCACCGCUAGCUGGCUAGGCUAACUAACAACUGGGGCGAUCUUUCCGGUUUUGCUGUUUCCUCUUAAACUUACACCAAACCCAUGAAAGAGGGGAUCGGCCUCUUUGCAGUAUAGCAAAGUAACUCACACACCUAACACAUGAACGCCAAGCUGUACGCUGCAGAUCUGACAACGUUUUGGUGCAAAAAUGACGAAUGACAAUGCUGUCAACUGGGACCAGUGUUCAAUCAUUUCCAAGUACUGAGAAUGAACAAAGGUUAACAUUUUCUCUCAGAUGUCCACCCACAAUGACAGCUUGUAGCAUUUUAACUAACUUUUCAGUUCUGCGUGAUGCCUCUUUUACAGUGCCUUUUGUUCAUUCUUAACGCUGUGACUGUUGGGCGUAAAACCUGAACACCGAAGAAGGAAUGUUCUGUCCAGCAGCAGAGUGACUUCAGUCUUCAGUUUGCGUGGUCUUUAUAAGGUUGUCGUAUUUCUGAUGACUUUGUAAAGUUGUGUUGUUGGUGAAAUACGUCGCCGCUGCAGUAACUGCCGUGUGCUUCACGCUUUGUGAAAGUGAGUAAACCGCACCGGGCAGAUUAACGCUUCAGAGGACACUGCAGAGACAUGGUGGACACGAUGGCAGCAGGAGAUGAUGUCAAACAGGACAAGGAGGCGCUGAAGGAGGCCGGGAAGCCCGAGGACACGGAGAAGGCCGCUGCGGCCGCCGGGGGCAAGGAGCCCGGCGCCUGGCAGUGGUCCAUCAUCCUGCUCUGUUUCUACGGCUUCGUGGUGCAGCUGAAACCAGGGGAGCCCUUCAUCACCCCGUUUCUGCUGAGCUCGAAGAACUUCACCAGGACCCAGGUGACCAACGAGGUCACGCCUGUGCUGUCGUACUCGCACAUGGCGGUGCUGGUGCCGGUCUUCCUGCUGACGGACUUCCUGCGCUACAAGCCCAUGCUGGUGCUGCAGAGCCUGAGCAACAUGUCCAUCUGGCUGCUGCUGCUGCUGGGCUCCACCCUGCUGGAGAUGCAGUUUAUGGAGUUCUUCUACGGCAUCAGCAUGGCCACACGGGUGGCCUACUCCUCCUACAUCUUCUCGCUGGUGAAGCCGGAGCUGUACCAGCGCGUGGCCAGUUACUCACGCUCCGCCGUGCUGCUGGGAGUCUUCACCAGCUCCGUGCUGGGCCAGCUGCUCUUCUCGAAGGGCGGGCUGUCCUACGCCACGCUCAGCGCCAUAUCGCUGGGCCUGGUCAGCUUCGGCCUCCUGCUCUCCCUCUGCCUGCCCUGGCCCAAGCGCAGCAUGUUCUUCAACCAGGAGGCGCGGGACAAGGCGCGGGAGGAGGCCGCCACUGACGCCGAGCUGAGCAAGAUGAAGGCGGACGGCACGCCGGCGCCCCCGGCGCCCCCGAAGCCUCGGUCCUCCUGGAGGAACUCUGUGUUUUUCCACAUGCUGAAGGAGCUGAGGACCGUGCCACAGGUGCCCAGUCUGCGGCUCUGGAGCAUGUGGUGGGUGUUCAACUCCACCUGCUACUACCUGGUGGUGUUCUACGUGCACAUCCUGUGGGACAAGGUGUUCCCCGCGGUGGAGAACAAAGUCUACAAUGGGGCCGUGGAAGCGGCGUCUACUCUGCUGGGUGCCUUCACGUCCUUCAUUGCGGGGUUUGUGAAGAUCCGGUGGAGCUUGUGGUCGGAGCUGGUGAUCGGCGUGAACACAGCUCUGCAGGCCGGCCUGCUGUUGCUCAUGGGAACCACUAGCAGCAUCUGGGUCUGCUACGUGGCCUACUCCUUCUUCAGGGGCUUCUACCAGUUCCUGGUGCCCAUCGCCACUUUCCAGAUUGCCUCCUCUCUCUCUAAAGAAAUGUGUGCCUUGGUGUUUGGGGUGAACACCUUCCUGGGAACCAUCCUGAAGACCAUCAUCACUAUCAUUGUGGCAGACAAGAGGGGGCUGGCAUUGUCUGUGCACGCUCAGUUUAUGGUUUACUUUUUCCUCUUCACGCUGCUGACGGUUACUUACCUGGGCUGUGCGGCGUGGGUCAUUGUCAGACACUACCGCAGCCGGGAAGGGGGCAGGGCUACAGAGGAAGCCACUCCCACUGAACUCAGCCCAAUGGACAGAGACCCCUGCGAGACAGACAGUCUGGCCAAUGGGAUCAGUGUCAAAGCCUGAGUGGCACAAAGGUGGGUCAGGCUUUCUGAAAGAAGUAUUAUGUUUUUCGUGGUCUGUUGAGAAAAGCACAGUUUCCAUUAGUAGAAUUAAAAUGGCAGGUUUAAAGAGAUCAGGUGGAGGCCGCAGAUGCUGAUCUAGAUUCAACGCUAGAUUCUCCCUUUGACAUGUUGCCUGAUUAAAGGCAUUUUGUGAAAGGAUGAGAAGAUGGAGGCAGGUCUGGCAACAGGCAAGAUACAGAAAAGCUGAGAAGCCAGUCCUCUACUCGAGGCAGGGUAUUAAACUGCAGUGCUGCUUUAGACAUAAAUGUUAAGUCUACCUACCACUCACCAUUUAGCUGUAAUGUUUUACACAAAUUUUAUUAAUGAAUCUUUUAUACACGUUGAAUCAAAAGAAAUGAACAAUGGUGGAUGAUGUUGUCUAGAGUAUAGCAGAUGUAUCUUCACUUUAUUCAAAUUCGCUGAAAUAGGUGUAAUAUGUUGCUGUUUACCUACAGUUUAGUUGGUAUAUGUACUCACAUGCAAGGAACUUGUUUAAAAUUGGAGAAAUCUCUGAUUGCACAUUUAUACCAUUUUUAACAUUUUCUAAAAUUUUUGGCUGAGUUUGUUUCUGAUGGGUAUAAAAAUGGGUACAAAUUUAAUAGCACAUCACACAAUAAGUUUUACCAUGCAUCCAGUAUAAAAUGGUUCACAGUGUGGAAGAAAUGCAAAAAACAUUUUUCCUCCUGUUAUGGUGAAAUUAGUGUGAAAUGUGUUUAACACAGAUAGGACAUGCCAGCUUUGGAUAAAGUGUCUUUAGUGAAACUAAUGUCAUAGAAAGUCUACUGUUACAGGUUUUAUCUGAACAGUAAGUUGUUUUCAUUUUGCCAUGUAACCAACUAUUAGUCAUCCAGAACUUGAGGGGAUUGAUGUUCUUUUCAGCCAAUCAAUGUGACAUCUGUACGGUCACAUCGUAUUGCUGUAGAAUUAGGAUAUACAGUGGAAGUUCACCUGUAAUCAUAAAUAUAAGUGUUGGAACUUUCAUUGAAACACUUGGAAUUAGUUUCUGAAAUUAGGAACAACCCCAGUGGAACUCUGUGAAACCAUAGAAACCUUAAUUUCCAUAGAAGAAAAACGUUUAAAAAGUUGUUUUUGGACCAUGUGCGUGAAUGUCUAACCUGUAAAUGCUGGAUAAUCAAUCCAGGUGAGAAUGUUUGGGUGAAUGUGUAUUGUUUUGCAAUACUGCUUAUGGGGUUUUUUUAAUACAUACGUUUUUUUAGAAGAGAUUUUAUUUUUAAGAAUUUAAGAAGUCAACUGAUUUUUUUUUCCAAGAUUGUUCCGUAGAACAUUGAGAACCAAACUUUAUAUUGGUUAUACAGUAUUUAGUUUUUUUUUUUUUCAAUGAGGUGUGACAAAUCUAAUGAUUAAGAAAGCUGACAAAUGACAGCAUAGGAGUUUCUUCAGCCUAACAGUGAUGUGUCAUAGCAGUCAUAACAGUACUGCAAAUGGUAUAAUUAGGAGAGAAAUAUAUCUCAUUUGUACUGCAAUACAGUGUAUUCUUCCGAAAUAUAAUUGUUGAUGUUGCUGUGACCUAAUUUGAAAUUUGACAUUGGGUGGUUGUGGGAACAUGGCAGGCUGAUGGGUUCUUGCAGUAUUCUCCCUGAUUACUUACUGUUCCAGUGUCUGAUGUAUAAGCUACACUACACAUGUGUCUGUCUAACAUUUCAGAAGUGAUGGAGUCCUACAUCAAAAGGCAACUCUUCUGCUGCCUUCUCAUUCACUUUUUCAGAGGUUUCUUCAAACACUGCAACCUAUUCAUGACUUUUAAUUGAACUCUAGGGUGUGUGAAUUUUUAAUAAUCUUAUCUGAAUAUUACAUGGCUCUUAUGGUUAUUCUAAUAACCCCCCCCCCCAAGCACUGUAUGAAACUCCAGUUUAAAUUCCGGCUCACAGCAUGAAUGCUGAUGGGGAAAAAAAAAAAAAUUGUAUUCCCUUAUUUUUCUUCAACACAUAUUUCAGUACUGAUAAAAUAACUGAUCACUAAGCCCAUGAUCACUGAGCUGAUUGGAUAAUCAAAUACUUGGUCUCAAACCUGGACUGAAUCUGAGCCUUGCUUUGCUUCUCAGUACAGUGGGACUGUAUGGCUUCUGAAAUGUCAGUGUACAAUGGCAAAAUAGCUGGAAAACACCACUGGCACUUAAAUAGUGAAUAUCAUUGACUGCUGUAUGAAAAUUAGUUGUAAAAAUGUGAAGUGUGUGAUAAUGGAAGAGGAUAUUUUUAUUUAUGCAAUAUUUUGUAUUUCUCUGAGCAUGAUCCAAACCCCAGCUUACUGUAGCUAAGGGGCAGCGGGUGAGGUACGUGUAUGAGUGUUUAAUCAGUGGCUUCACUGGCCUCAGUCGGUGCAGAAAGUAAAUUUUGUACUUGUUACUGCUGUAAAGAAAUAACUGAUUUACAUUUGUACUGAUUUACAAAUAAAAAUUUCAUAAAUGAUUUUCUUUUCCCCAACCGGACAGUAAAAGAAAUUAGACACUUGUCUGAAGAUUGAUA
This is a messenger RNA of Megalops cyprinoides (Indo-Pacific tarpon), 5118 nucleotides long. It is a transcript of the gene slc19a1, whose product is annotated as solute carrier family 19 member 1. The coding region runs from base 1056 to 2597 and encodes 513 amino acids. The transcript is spliced from 6 exons. Gene Ontology annotation, biological process: folate transmembrane transport. Gene Ontology annotation, molecular function: folic acid binding; folate:monoatomic anion antiporter activity. Gene Ontology annotation, cellular component: apical plasma membrane; basolateral plasma membrane; plasma membrane. The record is from RefSeq and is a predicted model, not a curated record. Lineage: Eukaryota; Metazoa; Chordata; Actinopteri; Elopiformes; Megalopidae.